Anisakis simplex (herring worm) is the source of this 417-nucleotide messenger RNA. The record is from the annotation of a GenBank genome assembly. NCBI's taxonomy places the organism in Eukaryota, Metazoa, Nematoda, Chromadorea, Rhabditida, Anisakidae.
GANGUCUACAUCAAUGACAUCGUUAGUGGAGCGUGUGCUGUUGAAGGUGAGCCAAAGAUAUUGAAAAAGAAAGGCGCAACAGCAUGGGUGGACGGUGCAAAUUUGUUGGGUCCUGUUGUUGGUAACUUUUGCAUGAAACUGGCCAUUGAUAUGGCGAAAGAGGUGGGCAUCGGAUGGGUGGUAACGAGAAACUCGAAUCAUUUCGGUAUUGCCGGAUGGUAUGCGAUGCAGGCGAUGAAAGCUGGAAUGAUUGGAAUGGCAUUUACAAACACUUCACCGUGCGUUUUUCCCACUCGAUCGUGCGAGAAGGCGCUCGGCUCGAAUCCGAUAUGUAUGGGUGCUCCGGCCGCUGAUGGCGAUUCAUUUUUAUUGGAUAUGGCCUCCACAACGGUUGCCUACGGAAAAGUGAGUGGUUGA